This is a messenger RNA of Leptopilina boulardi, 5691 nucleotides long. RefSeq names its product signal-induced proliferation-associated 1-like protein 2. Gene Ontology annotation, molecular function: GTPase activator activity; protein binding. NCBI's taxonomy places the organism in Eukaryota, Metazoa, Arthropoda, Insecta, Hymenoptera, Figitidae. The record is from RefSeq and is a predicted model, not a curated record. Gene Ontology annotation, biological process: activation of GTPase activity; regulation of small GTPase mediated signal transduction. Gene Ontology annotation, cellular component: cytoplasm. The transcript has 16 exons. Bases 555 to 5153 code for a protein of 1532 amino acids.
UCAGUUGUUACGCGGAGCGCAUACUGUUUACUUCGUGUAUCAUUUUGCUUUAAAAAAAAAAGAAAAAAAAAACCAAAUUUUUUCCACUAGUGAAUUUUUGUGUAUUAAAAAAAAAAAUUCUGUGAUUUCUCAUCAUUUUCGAUAAAUUUUAUUCAACACAUAAAGGAAACAAAAAUUGUUCAUUUAAACAUUUAUUUUAACAGGAGUUUGAAUGAAAAUUGCCUUGAGAAGUGGUCCGUUCAUUAUUGGAUUCGUAUUGUUAAUUUUAACCAAUGGAAAAUAAAUAUGAAAUAUAAACAAAACGAACAGUGUUUUUCAAGUGUCAAUUUAAUUUCGGGACAUUAAUUUAUAUAUUUGAAUAAUAAAAGUGAAAGUUUUAUAUUGUGAAAUUUGUGCCUGUGAUUGUUUUUUGGAAAACAAAAAAGGAGUACAGUAUUUUUUUAAACUGUGGUUCACCGGAAGCCGCUAUAUUGGAGAGGAAGAGGGAAAGCGGCGUGCCGCUGUUUUGUGUGCCGCGACAGAGGCGCUCGUCACAGUCAGAAAACAAUGACGAGAUGAUUGCAAGUCUACCGGUGAACGGUGGAGGUGGCAAUGGAGGGCCAAUGAGUCGUGUAGGACGAGGAUUGGCCCUUCAUAGAUCAAAUUCCAGUUUGGAAUUGCCACACAGCCCUGAUCCUGGUUCGAGAAUACCGGAAACACCACUGAGAAGAGAAUAUGGUUCUCAUGGAAGUAUUGAUGUGGUGGCACAAUCAGUAUCAGUUGGUGACAAUCUUUUUGCAAUGCUUCAAGAUUUUCGACCAUCCGAACAACGUAGUCCAUCGUCAUCGGAUUUUAUACGACGCGUACAAGAUAUUCAAUCGCCUGACGCUGACGAAGUUUGUGGACCAACGGGAAAUAGUCCAAAAUUACGAUUAAAAUUAAAUCGAUUAUGGGGUGGAAAACCGCCAAGAGGAGGAACAGAGGAAACAUGUACAAGUCCAGUGAUAUCGGCCGAUGUUGAAGAAAGACAUAGAAGACGUGCAUUUGCUCAUUAUGAUUGUCAUUCAUUUACUGCCAAUUUAGGAUAUGCCGCAAAAUUACGUGGUAUACUUUUAGCAAGAAGAAGAAAUACAGCCACUGGAGCAUCAGCAGCAAGUUCAUUGCGAUCAUCAACUCCCGAUGAGGCACCCGAAGAAGAUGCUGGCGAUGGAAAAGGUAACGAUUUACUUGAAUCGUGUCCAUUCUUUCGUAAUGAAACUGGCGGAGAGGGCGAGAGAGAAGUUGGAUUAACUCGAUGUCCAAAUACAAAUGGAAUUCACAGGCCACCCAUGGCCUAUGGUGUUUCUGUCUUAGAGCCACCACCUGGAGAAACUCUAUGGAAACAUAUUUGUCCUCUCCAAAAAAGGCUUAUGCCAAUUGAGAGCGUUGACGAUGGUGCUUACUAUUAUCGUCGAUAUUUUCUUGGUCAAGAACAUCAGAACUGGUUUGGAAUGGAUGAGCAACUUGGUCCAGUGGCAAUUAGUAUUCGUAAAGAUGGAACGCAAUAUCGAAUAAUUGUUCGUACCACUGAAUUAUUAACAUUGCGAGGAACAAUUCCUGAGGAGGCUCUUGGAAUAAGACAACAGGGGAAAAUACCAACGAGAGAACUUUUAGAAUUGGUUGCACCUGAAGUUCAAAUGAAUUGCCUGAGACUUGGAACACCAACCUCUGAGCCGGAAGUUGCCAAUGUCGAUGAACAUGGUCUAACUAGUAGAUAUAAAAUCGGUAUUCUUUAUUGUCGUGCAGGACAAAGAACCGAGGAGGAAAUGUACAAUAAUCAACAUGCUGGACCUGCAUUUCUUGAAUUUUUAGACACUAUUGGCCAAAGAGUAAGACUACGAGGUUACGAGGGUUUUAAAGCGGGUCUUGACACGAGAACAGACUCAACUGGAACUCACGCGGUCGUUGCAAAUCACCGUGGAGCGGAAGUUACUUUUCACGUUUCCACAAUGUUGCCCUUCACGCCAAACAAUAGACAGCAGCUGCUACGAAAAAGACACAUUGGAAACGAUAUAGUCACAAUAGUUUUUCAAGAACCCGGAGCAUUGCCUUUCAGUCCACGUAGAAUACGUUCACAAUUUCAACAUGUUUUUAUAAUUGUACGUGUAACAAAUCCAUGCUCGGAAAAUACUCAAUAUACAGUUGCAAUAUCGAGAAAUAAAGAGGUACCAAUUUUUGGUCCACCUGUUCCUGUUGGUGCAUCAUUUCCCAAAGGAAAGUCAUUCGCUGAUUUUAUUCUUGCAAAAGCAAUUAAUGGUGAAAAUGCAGCGCACAAAGUGGAAAAAUUUGCGACAAUGGCAACGAGAACAAGAUUGGAAUACUUGAGAAAUUUAGCAACGAAAUAUUCAUCUUCAACGAUUGUUGACACUGGACAGAAAUUUUCAAUGCUUUCAUUUAGUAGUAAAAAGAAAGCAAUUGUACGACCUCGUUUGCCUUGUGAUGCCUCACAACGUGGAGCAAUAUGCUGGCAAGUUAUUCUGGAAGACAGUAAUCAAAGUACCGAUUGUUAUCUUGGCAUAAGUAUCGAUUCAAUUGUACUUGUUGAAGAACAUUCGCGACAAAUAGUCUUUGUUACACCGUGCGUGGGUGUUCUUGGAUGGCACGCGCAAACUAAUAGUUUGAGACUUUAUUAUCAUCAAGGUGAAUGUAUCACGAUUCAUGUACGUGGUGAUUGUGGUGAACGUGACGAAUUAAUGGAAAUUGUCGCGCGCCUUCGUGCAGUGACACAAGGAUCGCCAGCCUCGGAACUCUCAUUAAAGAGAAAUAAUUUGGGACAAUUGGGAUUUCACGUUCAGCCAGACGGUGUUGUUACACAAGUGGAAGGUAUGGGAUUCGCAUGGCAAGCCGGUCUCAGACAGGGAUCAAGACUCGUGGAAAUUUGCAAGGUCGCCGUUUCCACUUUGAGUCACGAUCAAAUGGUUGAUCUUUUAAAAACAAGCCUUCAAGUCACCGUCACAGUUAUUCCACCGUCAAGUGAUGGAAAUCCACGAAGGGGCUGCACUUUACAGAAAUGUCAAUAUUUGUCGGGGAAUUAUGAGGGUGAAUACGAGAAUGUAACAACAACAGAAAAUACAACACCCACACAGCAGACAAGUGUCGCUCAGCAGAAAAGGUACGAUAGGUCGUUCAGCCCGCCGAGAUCGAGCAAUAGCUCUGGGUAUGGGACCGGUUCAAGUUCGAGGUCGUUCAACGAUCCACGAUUUCCCCUGGAGGGAACCAUGACCAGCAGCAGCAGUGGACACAGUGACGAUCGAUGGUAUGAAUUGCUGGAGCCACAAGAUCAGGAUCAUCGUCGUGACGAGACUCCACCUCCUUUGCCAGCACGGCAAAAUUAUCAAGUGGGCACUUCAAAAGGUAUUCAAAAAAAAGACAGAGAAUCUCAUUAUACAACGGGAAAACAAUUUCUCGAUUCUGUGAGACAUCAUAAUCAUGAAAAUUUUUUAAAAGAAUCAAAUUACGUUUCGCCACGUGUUCUUCAUGAUAAUAUAAGACAGGAAAAUUAUCAUCGCAGUCCUGAAAUUCGUAAUCAAGAUCAUCGUAGUCCCGAUAUUCGUAAUGAACAAAAAAAUCACGAUCAUCGUAUUUAUGAGGCACGCAAUCAUGAUCAUCGAAAUCAAGAAAUUCGUAAUUCAGACCAUAUUUCACAAAGUUAUGUGAAACAACAAAAAGAAAAAUAUGAACAUAAAGAAAGUCUUUAUGCAUCGCAACGUGAAAUUCAUAAAAAUGAAUUGCAUUCACAUCAAAAAUUAGGAGCCACAACGUCAUUGCCAUUAACACAAAAUACAGGUUACAGUGUUGCAAAAUCAAAUAGCAAUAAUAAUUUAAUUCGUUAUGAUUAUAAUGAAUAUGAAACUAAAUCCGAUCGUAAUUCAAAAUAUGAAAUUUAUGAUGAAAAACGUACAAAACAAAUUGAUGACGAUGUGAGAAGAGAAAAACGAGCUGGUUAUGAUUUUGAUGAAACAUACGAGAGAAGAGGCAGUAAAUAUGAAACUGAUUUAAUUAGAAAUGAAUUGAGAUUGGAACAAAAUACAGAGGGAAAACAUGAGGAUCAUAAACGAUAUCAAGAUAUACAUGAAUUUAAAGUUGGCGAUAAAGUCACUUGCUUAAAAACAACAAUGUCCGAACGACCAGUUCCACAUAAAGUGUGCAUCGAGUACAGACCAAAGGAUUUUAUCACAAGUCUACCAUCCGAAAUGAGAGUAAACGAUGGUAAUGCAACGGACAUAUCAACACUUCCAAGUGAAGAUGAAUUAUCAAAUGGCUCGGGAAAUGUUUCGCCAAGAAUGCGACGUGCUAAUAAUAAACAUAGAACGGGAAAUUUAACACCAUCGAGCUGUGAUUCAAGAAAUCAAAGUCCACGACCAAAACCCGGUGCAAGAAAUUCAUAUAGAAAUUCAGCAAAUUUAACAUCAAGUACACUUCAAGAGGAUCUUAUGAAAUUAAUAAAUCCCGAUUUUAUUUCAGACGAUAGUCAAAUGAUAAAUAAUAAUUUUCCAAUUAAUAAUCAAAAUACAAAUAAAGUGAAUAAUAAUAUUCUUGAAAUACAAAAUAGAUGUAGAUCAAGGGAGAAUUUAUGUGGUAAUAGUACAUCAACAUUGAGCGUUUUAGAAAGAAAUGGACAGGAAAAUGGAAAUAAUCAAUCAGAAGUUAUUCUCACAAUGGCAAGACCAGCGACUGUUAUUUCAAAUGCAAGCACAGCGUCAAGUCCCGCGCCAAGUGAAAAUAAAAUGACAAAAGAAGAAAGACUAUCGCCAAGAGUGACAAAAACUCCACACACGAUAACAAAACCACCGAGCACUUUAGCUGCUAUAAGAGAUGCAAAAAUACAAUUGGAAAAUGAAGCAAACGGUUGGCCCAAUAAUUUGGAAUCCAAAGUAACAAAACAUUGUCAGGAUUGGCCCGAGGAGAGAAUUGUUGAUGGCAACACUUCCACAAAUGCAGUUUCCGAUUUACAUAGUCAUUUGUCAACUUUGGAAUUGCGAAUGGCAAGGGAAACUCGUCGACGUCUCUCUUUAGAAGACGAGGUACGACGAUUACGCGACGAAAAUCGCAGACUCCAAGACGAAAGUCACGCGGCUGCUCAACAAUUACGACUUUUCACUGAAUGGUUCUUUCAAAAUAUAGAUCAUCAAUAAAAAAACAAUACUCUCGUAGAAUUUAUCAAAUUAGUAAUAGGCUUACAAAUUUUUUUUUUAAACUCUCUUUAUCUCAUUUCUGAGUUUAUUAUUUCAGAAAAUAUAAAUUAGAAUAAAUUCCCCAUUAUAAAAAUGGUAAUUCUUAAAUUACCAAAAAAUAAAAUUUAAUUACCGAAUUGUCCUCGAGAAUAUUAAAAAUAAAAGAGGUACCAAAAAAAUAGGUAAAAAUUCAUAUUUUCAAAAAAAAAAAAAGUAUUUCGAUACAGUAUUAGUUUUAUUUUCCAAAAUAGAAUAAAAAAAAAAUAACUUAAAAACUGAAAUUUUUUUUUUACAAAAAGAAACAUAUUGUUUCUUAGACACGUAUAAUAAUCGUAUAAAAUAAGUUACCCAUAUCGUAUAAUUCGUGUUUUAAUUACUGUAAAAAAUUAUUGACACGAAUGAAUAUUUUUCUUAACGAAAAAUAAUUUCAAUUUUUUAAACUUUAAAACAUAAAGAGAGACAAAUGACCAAAUAUUAUUGUUAUCAUAUAUAUCAUUUU